Messenger RNA from Chionomys nivalis (European snow vole), 7436 nucleotides. RefSeq names its product zinc finger protein 319 (gene Znf319). Gene Ontology annotation, biological process: regulation of transcription by RNA polymerase II. NCBI's taxonomy places the organism in Eukaryota, Metazoa, Chordata, Mammalia, Rodentia, Cricetidae. The transcript is spliced from 2 exons. The coding region runs from base 924 to 2669 and encodes 581 amino acids. The record is from RefSeq and is a predicted model, not a curated record. Gene Ontology annotation, molecular function: RNA polymerase II cis-regulatory region sequence-specific DNA binding; DNA-binding transcription factor activity.
AGUGCUGCGGGCGGCCUUCUUGGCGCGUUCAGCCGCCCUAGUGCCCCGGUGCGGUUCCGCUCGUCAGCCCUGCACAACGUCAGAGCUCCAGGGUCCCUCUUGAGAGCGAGCCGAGCGGCACGUCCGCUGCAGAAGACCGGAGAGGCGGUGGGACGGGCUGUGGCCAGCGGGGACAGGGCUGGGGCUGGACUCCCGGGCGCCUCCCCUCCGUAGGCUUCGGGGAGCGGAUCCCGAGGCUCCGGCCCCGCCCCUCCGUACCUACAGGCUCGGGCCGGCCGGGCCACGGGUUCCCGGUAGGGGGCGGCCUCUCACCGUGCCUCUGGUUCCUCCGCAGCCACCGCCCGGGCCGCGGCUCCUCCCCCGACCCCGCCUCCCCGGCCUCGCGCCGCCCGCCUGUCCGCCGGUCUCUGCAAGACCGUCGGUCUGUCCGCUCGCUCGUCCGUCCGCUGCCCGGGUCCCGCUAGCCCGAGUGCGCGAGUCGAUUCGUCGGUUCCGGCCACCACAAACCCGUCUCCCGCCCCGAAGCGGUCCGCCUCUGCUACGCGAGGCCGGGGAUUGGCAGGGCGCGUAGGCCGCGGCGCGGCGGAUGGAGCCGGAAUAAAGAGGCAGCCGAGAAAGCAGCUGGUCUCUGCUCGCCCCGCGCCUGACCGCGCAGGCGGCCUGGAGCAGAACCGAUUACUGGGGAAAGCAGAGCCUUCUCGGCAUUGCUGGGACCCUGUCCCGAAGAGCCCCCUGCCCUGUAAGCACUGCCUUGUAGGCUGUCUUCUUGGCUCAUGACAAGGGCUAUCUGACCGGCCCUCCUCUGUGCCUUGUGUGAGGUCCUUGUCCGACCCUGACAUCCAGUAGCUUCUCUCAGGGUUGGGUUCACCUUGAGCGGGAAACUGAAGCCAUUACUGUCCAAACCCAGUUUCAUCUUCCCAAGCAUGUCGGAAAGUUGGCAGCAGCCACCACAGACGCAGCCACAACAGCCACAGCCCCCACAGCCUCAGCACCAUGCAGAGCCACCCCCAGCCUUGGCUGAACACACGCUGCCCCCGGGCACGGCUGAGAACCCGCUAGGCUGUGCUGUCUAUGGCAUACUGCUGCAACCUGACCCAGGCCUGCAGCCCCCACAGCAUGCACCUCUGCAAGCAGGGGAGCCCGGCCCCAAAUGUGGUGUGUGUGGCCAUGACCUUGCACACCUCUCCAGCCCUCACGAGCACCAGUGCCUGGCAGGCCACGACCGCUCCUUCCAGUGCACACAGUGUCUGAAGAUAUUCCAUCAGGCCACUGAUCUGCUGGAACACCAGUGUGUGCAGGCCGAGCAGAAGCCUUUUGUCUGCGGUGUCUGCAAAAUGGGCUUCUCACUGCUCACCUCACUGGCUCAGCACCACAGCUCCCACACUGGCAUGGUGAAGUGCUCCAUCUGUGAUAAGACCUAUAAGCCAGCGGAGGCUGCCGAACCGGCCACCACUACUGCCCCAUCGCUGCCCUCGGCACCUCCACCCACUAAUGUCGCCCCUGUGGAACAGCCUGAGAAGCCCUACAGCUGCCCUAUCUGCCAGAAACCCUUUAAGCACCUGUCAGAGCUCUCCCGGCACGAGCGGAUCCACACUGGAGAGAAGCCUUACAAGUGCACGCUGUGUGACAAGAGCUUCAGCCAGUCCUCCCACCUGGUGCACCACAAGCGCACGCACAGCUCCGAGCGGCCCUACAAGUGCGCGGUCUGCGAGAAGACCUUCAAGCAUCGCUCCCACCUGGUGCGCCACAUGUAUGCGCACUCGGGAGAGCACCACCUGUUCCGCUGCAACGUGUGCGAGCUGCACUUCAAAGAGUCGUCUGAGUUGCUGCAGCACCCUUGCACCCCAAGCGGUGAGCGGCCCUUUCGCUGCGGCGAGUGCCAGAAGGCCUUCAAGAGGCCAUCGGACCUGCGGCAGCACGAGCGUACUCACAGUGCCGAGAGGCCCUUCAAGUGUGACCUGUGCCCCAUGGGCUUUAAGCAGCAGUAUGCGCUGAUGCGGCACCGGCGCACACACAAGACAGAGGAGCCCUUCAAGUGCGGCCUGUGUGAGAAGGGCUUUGGGCAGCCGAGUCACCUGCUCUACCACCAGCACGUGCACACCCUGGAGACUCUCUUCAAGUGCCCCGUGUGCCAGAAGGGCUUCGACCAGUCUGCUGAGCUGCUGCGGCACAAGUGCUUGCCGACCUCCACAGAGCGGCCCUUCAAGUGCCCGGUGUGCAACAAGGCCUACAAGCGGGCGUCUGCCCUGCAGAAGCACCAGCUGUCGCACUGCGCAGCCGCAGAGAAGCCUCUGCGCUGCACCCUGUGUGAGCGCCGCUUUUUCUCUUCCUCGGAGUUCGUGCAGCACCGCUGUGACCCGGCCCGGGAGAAACCGCUCAAAUGCCCGGACUGUGAGAAGCGCUUCAAGUACGCUUCAGACCUGCAGCGUCACCGGCGGGUGCACACGGGUGAGAAGCCCUACAAGUGCCCUAACUGCGAUAAAGCCUUCAAGCAGCGCGAGCAUCUCAACAAGCACCAGGGCGUGCACGCCCGCGAGCAGCAGUUCAAGUGUGUGUGGUGUGGCGAACGCUUCCUGGAUGUGGCGCUGCUCCAGGAGCACAGUGCCCAGCACAGCGCUGCCGCUGCGGCUGCAGAGGGCGCCUACCAGGUGGCGGCCUGCCUGCCCUGAGGCCUCGGGGCCACCACCUGCCCUGUCCAGUCUCGCCUGCUUGCAGCUGCAUGGCAGCAAGCCUGUCAACCAGCUCCUCCUCAGGAGUGAGGACCAAAGGGUUCUGGGCAGGUGGAGGGUGUGCAUGUUCAGUUCUCCUAGAACCAGACCAGCCAUGGGAGGAGCCAAACUGCUGGGGCCAGACCAGAUUCCAUUAACCUCUACCCCACGACAGAACUUGCUUUCUGAGAUCCUGCUGCCCCCCUCCCCCAAUCUAUAGGGAACUUGAAUCCCACCUGUAGUCAGGUGCCUCUGCCCCUAGGUGUGAGGGAUGUCAACCCUGCCUUCCCAAAUCGUUCAGCCUAGUUAGAAGUCAGGUGACUCGGGAAGAAGGAAGUAGGGUUUCUCCCCAGAUUGAUUUUUUUUUAGGGGGGGUGGCCAGCUUUGUGACAGUUCUGGAGACUUAGAGUAUGGACCAUGAGCUACAGUCUCGGAUUGCCCAGCUAGGAUGAAUGUGCCCGAACCCCAAGUUUCUGGUAGUUGAGAUAAGUAGGAUAGGAGUCUUUGGGCAGGGGGUGCUUGAAGCCUAGGGGCCAGGGUGGGGGAAGCAGAGACAUCCCAUGACACCCUCGGGUCAGCCAGUGCUAUCCACAGGGAAAGGGACACAAGCCUGUGUGCCAAGGGCGGUCCUGAGUCUGUGGAAGCCCCUCCUGCCUGUGAGUGGUUCUGAGCGUCAGGGCAGAGAGUGUGCCCUUGCCAGAGCUGCAGCUGUAGAAGGGGGAGGCUGUUAGUCCCCUCACUCCAACCUCAUUCCUGGGGUGGGGAGGAAGGAGGACCAAGCCCAUGAUUUCCUCAGCAGUCAUAACCAGGCCCCUUCCCAAAUUGUGUGAACCAAAGUGUCUGAGGCUCCAAGUCAUGACUUCAGCUUGUCCCAGCCCUGCCAAAUGGAGUUCUGGGCACCCAGGGUGGGGAAUGGCUUCUCACCCCACAGAGCCCUUCUGACCCAUGGAUACCAUGAGCCAGCAGUCUGGUCAUGGGCUUGGGCACUGUUGCCAAAACAACCUGCUCUCUGUUGAGUCCUGGCGUCCCCUUAGGCCUUUGGCUACUCACAGCCUGCCUCCUAUAGCAAACUUGGGGACACAAGGAUAAAGGAGCCUAUUGGGCAGCAUUCUUAGCAGGUACAUGGUCGGCCACCAUCACUGGAUGGCCAGAGCCAAUUCAAGAACCUGGAGUAUCUUUGUUGACAAAGUCAUUCUAAACCCAGCCCUGCCCAUGCCCUCCUCAGCCCCCCCCCCCAUGAGUCUUGAAAGAAGACUCACUGGCACCCAAGCCAAGGGCCAGGCAGUAGGAAGACACCACCACACCUCUCAUCUCCAAAAGUCCAGCUGGUCGCAUGCACCUGCUCUGUCUGCCCAGGCCCUGGCCUGCGGCCGCAGAGACAUACUAACACUCCUCUUGACCUGACUUGUCACAAAGCCUCAACAGACUGGAACUCAGGCUACAACAGUCCAGUCAUACCUGCUCAUUUCCCCUUUGAUUUUGCAUUCUAAAAGCAGUUUGUUAUACUAUUCAUAACAUUGUAUAGCUUACUUUCAUGUCAUUUUGGAUCAUAUAUAAAUAUGAGAGUUUGGAAUUUUUAAAAGAAUGACUCCAUUUUAGGCAGCCACUUUUGAUGUUAAUAUCCAGUGAGUGUGACGUAUGCUGUAGAAGUAAAGACAUUGACCCGUGUGGCCCACAGCUCUUCCACUGUUCUUUCCGAAGGGAAUGAUGGGAGGUACAGAGGCUGAAAGCCGCACAAACCAGAGAGGCAGGUGGGGGCUAGGCUUCAAUCCUGAGCUUUGAGGCUUCCAGCUGUGUGACCUUGGAAUGGUCACUUAACCUCUUUGACAUAGUUGCCUCAUCUGGCCACCAAAAACCAAACUGGGAGGCUAACUUGCCUCUAUUGUGAGAAUUGCAUGAAGUCAUUGUUGAGACUGAGGGGAAGCUAUGGACAAGCUGACAGGUACCAGGUGCAGUGUUCCACACCCCAGCUAUGGUUUAACCAUAGCCCUUGAGGAGGGAGCUAGACUGUGAGAAACCAGCAGCUCAUGAAAAGUCGGAAGCUGGAGAUGGCAAAAAGAUGUAUUCAUGUUCUCCCUGGAACAGCAGUGGACUCACCAAGCCCGGCCAGCCCACUCUCACCGUUUGGUCUGCACCACAGUGAUCCCUUAGUGGGCCGAGCCCAGUGCCUUUACCUCCGACCUUAAACACAUUUCUCCUUGUGCUCCAUCCUUGCCUACAGCAGUCUGUCUGCAACUCACAUAGGCCAGAGUGGAACUGGAGAGAGGGAGAGAUAGCCCUCAGCCUGGCAUCUGAGAGCCAAGGGCACCCUGUCCUAGGUAAAAGGUAGAAAGGUAAAGGGCAUGGAGCUACCCAUACCACACGUGUUCUAAGAGUGACCCGUUCCUCGUGUCUGUGCCAGGCUCCAGGCCGCUUAUUUUCUAGUUGUGUGACCCAGGUGACACUGCUUGGUGGGUAGGACAGGCCUGGCCAUUCCUCUGUCCAGACCAUUUGGAGGCUCGGGGACCGUUCAAGCCACACAGUGGUAAGUGCCCUGGAGUUCCACCUGCAUACAUGUGGAAGACAGGCAAUGUGGCCAGGACAUGCCUGGCAAUCUGGCUCCAGGUCACUUUUCUGACCAGGACUGUCCCUGACACCCAGUCUGGCCAGGGGAUCAAGGCUACAAAAUGUUCCUCCUGCCCCAGCUGGUGCUCAGCUCCCUGACAAACCCAAACUACUGUUGUCUGCUUUCCCGUGCAGGCAGAGGGAUAGGUCCUUAAAGGGCCUGCCCUCGUGGUACUGCCACAGAAGGUCACCUCCAACCUGCACCUCCUUCCUGGCCCAUAACCCUGCUCUCCCUCCAGAGCUGACUGACGACGUCCCACCCUGGACUACUCGCUCUGUGACAGUCCAGAAGGCCCCCAGCCAGGCUCUGGUGAUGAGGUCUGCAUCCCACCCUCAAGCAAGCAUUUCAGUCCCUAGAGGUCACAACCCCAGGAUAAGCCUUGGCUGCUGUCAGUCUGCAUUUCCAGAGGCUUCUGCUGCACUAUCCUGUAAACAGCAGUCUGUGGGGACAGGAUUGUGGGGUCUCCCCCUUCCCUAUGUCCCCGCCCAACCCUGGCUCCGCAUUCCUGCCUUUGUUACCUCCAUGACCAUAACUGAGCACCGCUGUUUGCCAGGCACAAGACAAGAACUUCAGACGAGAGUUUAAAUGAGAAGUAGAGUGGGGUGGAGGAGAAGGUCCAGUUAGCGCAGUACCUGCUGCUCGAGAAUGGGGACCUGAGUUUAAAUACCCAACACCUACAUGGUUGUAUCCGUAGGCUGGGAGCACAGGUGGGGGAAUGACAGGACAUAUGGGCAUUCCUGGAGCUCCUACCAGUCAGUCUAGCCAUUUUGGUGAAUACUGGAUUCAGUGAGAGACCCUGUUUCAAAAAAUUAGGUGGGGAAUGAUUGAGGACACCCAUGUUGACCUCUAGCCUCCACAUGUAUGUGCAGCCACAGGCAAACACAGUAAAAAACGGCCACUGCCAUCCGGGAACAGUCCCACAUCUUCACCACGCCCCAUCUCAGCUUGAGCAUUAUUUCUGAGCCCGCUCCAGCCCCUGGGCUAUGAUGCAUUUCCCCUAUGCUGCUCUGUAAUAAACACUACUGUUUCUUUAUAGUAGGAAUUUCAUUGAGUUCAAAUUUACUUGCAUUGGUUCUGGAGACCCCAGAUCCCAUUCCUGAACCUCAUAAUGGAGGUAAAAGGAGCUGGCAACUAAUACUAUUGGCCAGAUAUGUGCAUCCCCUGAAACAGCCAAGGUCCCUGUGCUGUGGUCUUCGGGAAGAAUGAGAGAAGGGAGCAUGUGAGGCUCUUUAAGGCUGGGCUGGAAGGAGUGGGGAAAGCAUUUCUAGUGGAAGGGUGGCUUUGAACAAAGUUUCGGACACUUGAUCCUAAGAGUAGGACAGAGCAGCGAGGAAGCGUGGUGGAGUCUGGAAACGCCAGGGAACUGAUUGUGUUCAGGUCCAAAGGGCCUAGAGAUGAGGUCAUGCUGGCUGCACUAUCCCCAAGGUUACAACUGCAGUAAAGAUUUCCCAUGGGAUCUGUUUAUAAUGAGCCAUGAACCCCUGAAGGUAAAGAGGUGGUCAAGGCAGUGAAGUAGUGACCACCACUAGUACUUCUGAGAGCAUUCCUAUGUCUGUUUCUCAGGCUAGUCCAAACUACUGGGCUGUCUGUCAUGCCUCAGCCUCCGAUCGUCUGGGACUAUACACCACCAAUCUUGGCUUCUUAGUUUUCUAACGGGACAUCCCUUCUAAGCCCAUCUUUAGUCCCCAGUUCCAGGAAGCACCCCUGCUUUCGUCCCCAUUCUUGGCUUGUUUCUCAGAGCAGGAAAGAAGCAGAAUGAAGUGGUCACAAUUCCUCUGCUUUCAAUUCCCAGCUUUGCUAGUCAUGGGCUGUGUGGUCUUGGGCCAAUCACCGCUUCCUCGAGCCCAUUUAUUUAGACUUCUGUGAAUGAGUGUUUUGCCUGUGUGCAUGUAUGUGCACCACCUGUGUGCCUGGUGCCCCUUGGAGGUCAGAAGAGGGUUAUAUCCCCAGGAAUUAGAGUUAAGAUGGUUCUGAGCCUCCAUUUGGGUGCUGAGACCUGAACCUGGGUUCUCUAGAACAGCAGCCAGCACUCAACCUCUGAGCCAUCUCUUCAGCCCCAAGUCCAUUUAAUUAACCAGCUGGUAAAUGGAUUUAAAACUACUUACCUCAUGGGGCCUGUGAAG